CGGGCAGCUGCCCGCAUCGCUGUCGGAACAGUCUUUGCGCGUCGUUUUAGUUGCGAGCAACGGCAGCAACGUAACGCUGGCAAUGCGUCGCCAUGAGCCGGCCUAGCUAUCUGCAGGAGCAGCUGCUCUACCAGCAGCAUCACCCAGCCGCUAAUAUUAAACGCCUACGUCAGCAGGCAUUGCCCAUCUACGGACGCAGUUAUUCGCUCGAGGAGCAAACCGAUGGCCAUUUUGUGCCCGUCUACUCCAAAUUCAUAUAUCCACAGCAGCAACAACUACAUCCGCAGCAGUUGCUGCAUCGUCCACUGGGAUUAGGACUGCAGGAUUCACUCAACUCUUUGAACAGCGACUUUACGGACUAUGACUAUGGGGGAGGUGCCUACAUUUUGGAGGAGCAGCCUCCACCAGCAGCAGCAUCCACCGAGCAUGUUGUUCGCAAUCUGAAUGCCUUGGGUCGCCUGCUGGAACUACUUCAGCGUUGGCCCCUGCCCCGUCUGUCCUUCAAUACGGCCUGCAUUUGCUCGCUCAUCAUUAUAUUUAUAGCACCUCGCAGUUGCGCCCAGAGUUUACUGUUUCCCGCUUUCAGAUUAUUCUUCGGUACCCUAUAUCCGGCCUAUGCCUCGUACAAGGCGGUGCGAACAAAGAAUGUUAAGGAAUACGUGAAAUGGAUGAUGUACUGGAUCGUGUUUGCGUUCUUCACGUGCAUUGAAACCUUUACGGACAUCUUUCUGUCGUGGUUCCCAUUCUACUAUGAGGUCAAAGUGGUAAUUGUCUUGUGGCUGCUAUCGCCAGCCACAAAGGGCAGUUCCACUUUGUAUCGCAAGUUCGUGCAUCCCAUGUUGACACGACGUGAACAGGAAAUCGACGAGUAUUUAAAUCAGGCACGGGAGAGAGGAUAUUCGGCGGUGCUGCAACUGGGCUCCAAGGGCGUCAACUAUGCCACUAAUGUAAUCAUGCAGACGGCUAUAAAGGGCGGCGGCAACUUAGUGCAGACCAUCAAGCGGAGCUACAGCCUCAGCGAUCUCAGCGAACCCGAUAUGCAUCGCACCCAGGACGAACUAGACGAGGUUAUGAUGUCCACGUCGGUAAUGAUGCGACCCCAACCAGCUCGACUGAUGCGCCAGCGACACCAGACUCCAGUUGGUCGUUCCGCGAGCGGCACGCGACACUCAACUGGCAUGUACUUCACCGAGGUGGAUGUCUCUUCACCAUCCCCCUCGGGAUCGGCCAAGCAUGCCGGCGAUUUCAACUACAAUAUACGCAGCACGGAUGACAUCAGUUCGGGUUACUCCAGCGCUGAGCCGGUUAGUGUGCCCAUGGGCAGCGGCCUAAGUCGCACAUCAUCCAUGACAAACGCAUCCAAGGCGCGCGUGAAGUCCAAACGCAAUGAGCAACUGUUGGAAGAUGUACGAGCUGAGGUAUAUCUGGAUAAUGAACGAUAUUUUCAAGAGGGUAAGACAGAUGACGACAUUCGGAAGCAAUUGCAUCUGCAGAUUUUGGAAAGUGAAGAGGAUAAUGAGGACAAUGCGGGCAAUGCUGAUGUAUCUGAGGACGAGGAUAGCUUCCAUGAGGCACUGCCAUUAGAAGAUGAUGCAGAAAGCCUAUUACCAAGUUAUUCGCUCGAUACAGAUAAAGAAAAAGAAAAAGGGGAAGUAAGUGACAACGAAGAAUCAUUUAAGGAAGCUCUUGGCAGCAAUUCGGACAAUUUAAACCAAGCGAAUCCAGAGGAAAUUGAUCAACCUGCACAAGAAUCAGAUCAGUCAAGUGUAGAUCCGUUUUUGUUGGUUGUUACCGAAUCAAGUUUGGAAUCAGAGCUUGUGACCCCUCCAGUUACAAAUGACAGAAAUCGUCCAGUGUCACCGCGUGAACUUCUCGCCACGCUGGAGGAAAUCAAGCACAGUUUUCGAGCACAACUUGAAACGGAAUCACCUCAAAUAUCUCCCCUGCGUCCCAAGGCGCUGCAUGCCAAAGGUCGGGCACCAGCGCCUCCGCUGCCACCUCGAAAGGAUUCACGUGACACUGUGAGCAUCGCAUCGAACACAUCCCAGCAAUCGGAGCGCAGCAAGUCAGGACAAGUCAAUGUCUGCUAGCUGCACCACAUUGCCUCGCAUCAGCAGCCGCAAGGCGGACAAAUCUCAGGCAACGACUGCAUCGGGACAGGCCAAAACACGCAGCAAGUCCGACAAGUCGGACAAGUGAAGCGUGGACCUAAAACUACCAAAUUUUACAUACAUUUAAAAAAUAUACUCAUCAUCUACUUGUAUCUAUUUGUAUUUGUUCUUGUCGAGAGAAAUCAAUCUUUGAACUCAAUUUUGCUAGGUGCUCAAAUUGGCCAAGAAAUAGCAACAAAGAUUACACACACAAUUAUAAACCUCAUGUUUUAGUUUAAAUUGCAAUUAAAGUAAUAAAUAAAUAUAUAUACAUUAAUAUUAUAGGGAUGCGAUCCUCUAAUGGAUCCGCAUAUUGAUGAUGCAUAAAGUUUGUUUGUGAUUCUGUUCAUAGUGUUCCACUGGAAUUAGCCUAGAUGAUAAUGAUAUUGGAUGUGAAUCGGAUAUUCGUCUCGUAGAUCUUUUAGCGUUAAGUGAUUGAUUGUCCUAUGUAUGCUACAUCCAGAUUAUCCAGGUCCUAUUCUACUAACUAAACAAACUAUCAAUAUCUAGUUUAAAUCCAAUGCAUUAUAAAUAAUAAAUCUAUGUA
Molecule: messenger RNA, 2697 nt
Organism: Drosophila nasuta
Lineage: Eukaryota; Metazoa; Arthropoda; Insecta; Diptera; Drosophilidae
Gene: ReepA
Product: Receptor expression enhancing protein A
Exons: 7
Coding region: 93-2090 (665 amino acids)
Biological process (GO): endoplasmic reticulum tubular network organization
Cellular component (GO): cytoplasmic microtubule; endoplasmic reticulum membrane; endoplasmic reticulum tubular network
Molecular function (GO): microtubule binding
Source: RefSeq, a predicted model, not a curated record